CUAACAUGUAAGCCAAUCCCUCUUCGCGUUCGUACAACCACUGCCGCAGAAAGAUGCCGGAUCACAUUCGCUCGGACACUGACACUGCCGAAGGACAGGAACAAAAUGUCCUUAUUUCAAUGCCUGCAACAAAACCAGAGGUCUCUGAAGAGUGCAGCAAGACAGAAGGAAAUGAAGAAAGGUUGCUAUACCCGAUCAGGUCCGUGCCCGCUAUACCAACCACAUUGAUUUUUGCGCUACAGCAAAGUGUCAUGUGCAUCACGUGCAGCGUUUCCAUUCCUCUGAUCGUUGUUAAGCUCAUCUGUGCCGUGGACAACCAAGAGGUGCGGGCGGAACUGUUCAGCGCAACAAUAUUUGCUUGUGGGGUAGUAACACUGCUACAGUGUAGCGUUGGAGUUAGACUUCCAAUAAUCCAAGGCAGUAGUUUUUCAUUCAUAGCACCGUUAAUAGCCAUGCUUACAAUUGAGGGAACGAAAUGUGACGAUGAAAAUAUCAUAAAAGAUGACAGCAGUGCGUAUUUCAACAUAACACCUAAUGGCACCGACGCAAUGGACAGGGAGGCCAUUUGGCAGGGAAAGCUUAACGAAGUCCAGGGAAGUCUCAUGGUUGCCUCCCUCGUUCAAGUGAUCUUAGGUGGUACGGGAGCGAUCGGCGUUCUGAUGAACUACAUAGGACCCCUCACUAUUGCGCCUACCGUAGCCAUGAUUGGACUGUCGGUAUUUGAUGUGUGCGCGGAUUAUGGAUCAGUCCACUGGGGGAUAUGGGCACUAUCCCUAGCUGUAGGGUUUAUUUGCGCUGUUUACAUGAGGAAUGUCAAAGUACCCUUUUUAUGGUGGAAUAGAGAAAGUGGCUGCCACAAAACCAGUUGCCAGAUAUUUGUCCUGAUACCGGCUAUAUUCAUGAUAGUGAUUGCCUGGAUAGUGAGUCUCAUUCUGACUUUAACUGGAGCUCUCCCAGACGAUCCUGGACACCCCCAAUACAAGGCACGGACGGACGCUUACGUGGGUGGGAUUCACACCGCAAAAUGGUUUUUCGUGCCUUAUCCAGGUAAAUAUGGCCUUCCAACCGUCACUGUGGGUGGUGUAAUCGGCAUGAUUGCCGCCACUAUAGCUUCCACCAUAGAGUCUAUAGGGGACUACCACGCAUGCGCCAGUGUAUGUGAGAUGCCAUCCCCUCCCUCUCACGCCGUCAACAGAGGCAUCUUAAUGGAGGGUAUCGGUAGUAUUAUAGCUGCUAGUGUAGGGACUGGGCAUGGUACAACGUCUUACAGCCAGUGCAUUGGUGUCAUUGGAAUAACAAAGGUUGGCAGUUUGAGGGUGUUCCAGACAGCAGGUAUAUUGAUGAUAGUUCUUGGAGUCAUUGGAAAGUUUGGUGCCACCCUGGCAGCCAUUCCCGACCCCAUCCAAGGCGCCAUUAUCACCUUGGGGACAGCCAUGGUGAUCUCAGUGGGUCUGUCAAACCUGGAGUUCAUCGACAUGAGAUCCUCCCGUAAUAUGGCCAUCCUAGGAACAUCACUGAUGUGUGGCCUUCUGGUACCGUACUGGAUGAGGAAGAAUCCAACAGCGGUCAGAACGGGUGUAAAUGAGAUUGACCAACUGUUCACUGUAUUUUUGACCACGCCCAUGUUCAUAAGUGGACUUCUGGGCUUUUUCCUGGAUAAUACAGUCCCAGGUACUGUAGAAGAAAGAGGAAUUAAAAGAUGGAAAGAAAGUCUUUCUGGAAAUUCGACAGCAACUUUACAGGGAAGCAUGAAGGAUUACGACAUUCCGCUUGUGUCUGAAUGGAUGAGAAAAAUAAAAUGUUUUAAACUCGUGCCCUGUUUACCUCCGUAUCAAGAGAGGACUUUGCAAGCUUGCGGCAAAGUUCUUAGACGAAACAAAAACAAACGAAACAAAUAGAUUAAUUGCCUCCGCAGCGAGCAACAUAUGACUUUGAAUUUACAUGGUACAUAAAGUUAUGACACACUGUCAAAUACUAGGAUAAACAGUAUAUAUUUCAUAGUUUCUUAAAUAAGUAAAUUAAUUUAAUGAAUAUUCAGAAAAGGUAUCCGAACGUUUGUUAUGUUCACAAUCACUUUUGUGACGUAUUCUUCCAUGUAUAAGUUUGUCCCGAUCACCUGUCUUUAAAAGGGGGUAAAUGACAUUGAGGUCCCUCCCCUUACUGAUAUCGUAGUUCCUUCCUGGUUACUAUGAAG
This is a messenger RNA of Lingula anatina, 2194 nucleotides long. RefSeq names its product solute carrier family 23 member 2. The record is from RefSeq and is a predicted model, not a curated record. Lineage: Eukaryota; Metazoa; Brachiopoda; Lingulata; Lingulida; Lingulidae. Gene Ontology annotation, cellular component: membrane. Gene Ontology annotation, biological process: transmembrane transport. Gene Ontology annotation, molecular function: transmembrane transporter activity.